UAUACCAUUUUAUAAAAUUGUUUAACUUUUUAGAAUUUUAACUAAAUUAAGUUUAGGCUUUGAAUCAUCUAGAUAAACAAGAAUACAACAUUUAAAAAAAAAAAAUUUCUCCCUUGUUUCUACAGGCCGUAGCUGAACAUCAUGUGCGCAAAAAAUAAAGAAAGUAUAGAAAAUAUGAAGAAAACUUUGCAGCAUCCUUAAUCAUAUCAAUAAUAAAAAAAGUCCAAGACAACAUUUUCCCUCAUAAAAAAAAACUAAACUAAACUACAAUAAAACAAUUUCUAGAAGUGCAAGCUGAAUGGCAUGAUUGGAAAGCUCUCUUGUCAUCUAUUGGAAAACAGUUAUUGAGCAAAAUUUUAUUGGUUAAAUUAAAUUAUAUCAUAGAACAUUAAUCAAAUGAAUUGGACCUCUUUCCAGGUCAGCCCAUGUAUGCCUCUUGUCCUUCGCACUCAGAAUUAGAUGAAUAAAAAAAAUAAUAUCUUUCAGGUCAUCGCAUGCAUGCCUCUGGCCUUUUGCAUUGAGAAUUAUGUGAAUAAAAACUUUUCCCACUCCUUUCAUAGUCUAUAGUAAAAACAUCUUGCUAAUUCACGGACGAAAUCGACUAUCUACUCUUAACAAAAUGCAGUAGCAAGUAGCAACACUUCCUCUAAGCUCUAACCAAAAACCGAACCUAAGCAAAGCAAAACAAAACAAAACAAAACAAGAAGCGAGUGUUCACAAUGGCUUUGUCGUGUCUCACUCUCAGUCUCAGUGGCAAUCCUUCUUCCCUCAUCUUCAAAUGCAAAGCCUCCCUCCCCACCGCCCUCCACGCCCUCGACGCCGCCCACAUCCGACGCGCCGCCCUCCUCGCCGACAAGUCCGCCGGCUUCACCUCCCCCCACCCCAACUUCGGAUGCGUCAUCGUCGCCCCUUCCGGCCACGUCGCCGGCGAGGCCUACCUCUACGCGCAGGGCACCGCCGCCGCCGAGGUGCAGGCCGUCGCCGCCGCUGCCGAGAGCUGCCGCGGCGCCACCGCCUACCUCAACAUGGAGCCCGGCGACUGCCACGGCGACCACAGCGCCGUGUCCGCUCUGCUCCAGGGAGGGGUGAAAAGGGUUGUGAUUGGAAUGAGGCAUCCCCUGCAACAUCUCCGUGGCAAUGCUGUGAGGGCACUCAGAAAUCAAGGGUUGCAUGUUGACCUUUUUGGAGAGGAUCUCACUGGUAAUCUCAUCGAGGAAGCCCAGAAAGAGUGUCUUCUUGUCAAUGCACCUUUGAUUUGUAGAGCUGCUUCACGUGUUCCCUUUUCUGUUCUCAAGUACGCAAUGACCCUUGAUGGAAAAAUUGCUGCUAGCUCUGGCCAUGCAUCAUGGAUAAGCAGCAAGCAGUCUAGACAUCUAGUUUUUGAGUUACGAGGUAGAAGUGAUGCCAUUAUUGUUGGGGGGAAUACAGUUCGAAUGGACAAUCCAAGACUAACGGCCAGACAUGGAGGAGGGCAUAUGCCAAUGCGAGUUGUAAUGUCCCAGACUCUUGAUCUUCCAGAGGAAGCAAAUCUGUGGGACAUGUCUGAGGUUUCUACCAUAGUUGUAACACAAAGGGGUGCAAGGAGGAGUUUCCAGAAGCAGCUUGCAUCUAAAGGAGUUGAGGUUGUGGAGUUUGACAUAUUGAAUCCCCGAGAAGUUAUGGAGUAUUUCCAUGAUCGUGGUUAUCUUUCAAUUUUAUGGGAAUGUGGAGGAGCACUGGCUGCAUCUGCUAUUUCAUCUGGAGUAAUUCACAAGGUUUAUGCUUUUGUUGCUCCUAAAAUUAUUGGUGGAAAGAAUGCACCAUCUCCCGUGGGUGAACUUGGGAUGGUUGAGAUGUCACAAGCUUUAAAUCUAAUUGAUGUUUGCUAUAAACAGGUUGGGCCUGACAUGCUUAUUAGUGGAUUUCUUCAGCCCUUACCAGACAUCAUACCUGUAAUCCCAUCACGUGAUGAAACUUUUGUCGUGGAUCCUACUGUCUCACCUGAGUCAAGGAUCAUAUUUUUCUAUAAAGCAUGGGAUCCUUACGGUGCAUUGUCAAAUUUCUCUCCUCAUCCCAUUCAAAUGCUUGAUGAAAAUGGUGAUUAUGUGACUUGGUUGACUGUUGAGCAUUACUACCAGGCACACAAGUUUUUUGGGGUGAAUGAUCCUUUGGCACAAGAUUGUGUUGAAAGGAUUAAAUCUGCAAAAAGUCCAGAAGAAGCUGCAAGAAUAGGAAGGUCAAUGCAAAGGCUGAAACCUUAUCUGAUAAACUCUGACUGGGACAACAUAAAGAUUGAUGUCAUGUACAAGGCACUGAAAUGCAAGUUCUCAAUGUACCCACAUUUGAAUUCUAUGCUGCUCUCUACUGCUGGUUCUGUUCUAGUUGAGGCUUCACCUCAUGAUCUGUUUUGGGGCGGAGGUCGAGAGGGAGAAGGCUUAAAUUAUCUUGGCAGACUGUUGAUGAAAUUGAGAUCAGAGUUUCUUGGGGAAUCUUCAUCAUCAAGUGAGACAUCUAGUUUAACUGUGUAGUGGUUUCAAAUUUCAAAGAAAAGAGUAACAAUAUUUUGAUAUAGAAUUGCCAAAACUGUUUGUUGUGCAACAUGUCAUGGACAAAACCAUGUCACCAUCUUGUUAGUUUACUGAUAUUUUGCUCAGAGGGACUUCCAUUCAAGUCUUCAGCUAUGUUCCAAUUUUACUUUA
Cajanus cajan (pigeon pea) is the source of this 2678-nucleotide messenger RNA. Its product is annotated as cytidine/deoxycytidylate deaminase family protein. Gene Ontology annotation, molecular function: NADP binding; 5-amino-6-(5-phosphoribosylamino)uracil reductase activity; diaminohydroxyphosphoribosylaminopyrimidine deaminase activity. Gene Ontology annotation, biological process: riboflavin biosynthetic process. The record is from RefSeq and is a predicted model, not a curated record. NCBI's taxonomy places the organism in Eukaryota, Viridiplantae, Streptophyta, Magnoliopsida, Fabales, Fabaceae.